AUGCCACUAUUUUCAUGGAUUUCCGUGUGUGUUCUCACAGUCCUCAUUAUUUUCCCAUCUGUCCGUCAGCUUCUUCGCUCUCUUUUCUUUCCAACAUCAAAAUCGCCGCAAGAUGACGACGGCGUCCAAGACCAAGACAAGGCCGAGAUCGAUGGAGGAACGUGGGAGCGCCUCUCCGUUUUUGAGCACGUCGAGCAGGGCCUUUUACAGAACCCUGAUGGGCCAGCGGUAGUCUGUCCGUUUCAGUCGGCCGACGCCUUGGACAAUAUCCUGGUGUCGUCGACGACAGACAAAGGGGAAAAGAGGGAACGAGAAGCGGAAGGCGACAAGCCCCUCACCAUUACCUACACACAACUCCACCUCACCGCCCUGCGCCUCGCAUGCGCUCUCUUCGCCCGCGGCGUGCAGGCCGGCGGCAGUACGCGACUGGUCAUGCUGAUCCCCAACGGCGGCGAGUAUGCCGUGCUGCUGUGGGCCUGCCUAUUGCUGCGCGUGACCUAUGUCAGCCUCGACCCGGCCCUGCUCGACGUCGACGUCUCAAACCUCACCACGCUCAAGCAGCUGCUGCGGCCGCUGCGACCGCAGAUCGUGGUCGUGCCGGAUCCGGAGCGCGGGAGGGUGGUGGAUGUGGCUAUGGCAGAACUGAGGCUGCCGCAGCCGGUGCGGGUGUGUUUGUGUUGUCAGUUGUCUCGAGAGCAUGGGCAAGACCGGCCAUUUCCGUUUCCUCCUCCGCAACCGCCGGGCGGAGCAGGGAAGAACGGGACCUGGCACUCCCUCGCAUCGCUGGUCAACAACCAGUCCGGCACCUCCGUCUCGGACGAAGACGAACAAACAACAACAACCGCGCUCGUCCGGGCCGCGCGCCAAGACCACCCCGACCGCAUACACUCCAUCAUGUUCACGUCUGGCACGUCCGGCUCGCUUCCCAAGGGCUGUCCGAUGCGCGCCGGCGGCAUGGCCCACGUGUUGCACUCCCAGCGCUGGCUCCUUGGCCGUGCCGACACCGAGGAUGACGAAGACAAUGAUAACAAAAACCACAAAACCAAAAGCCGCCCCCCCAUAGCGCUCAUGCAGCCGCACAACUCGCGCGGCAUCGCCCCAGCCCAAACCUUGCAGACGUGGAAAGCGGGCGGCGCCGUCGUGCUCACAGGCCAAACGUUUUCCGUCGCGGGUGUUGUGGAUGCGGUGCGUCGGGCGCGGGUCAGCUUUGUGGUGCUCACACCCGCCAUGGUGCACGAGAUGGCCUCCUCCUACUUAGGCCUCCCGGGGACGGUCACGGCAGUAGGUCUAGAUCUGGGAUCGGUACGGCGAGUACAGCUCGGCGGCGACGCCAUUACACGCGGCGUGCUGCGUCGGUGUACCGUGCUGUUUCCCCGCGCGCAGGUGGUGGUUAACCACGGCAUGACGGAAGGGGGUGGGGCGUUUGUCUGGCCGUUUCUGACCUCCUCCUCCUCCUCCUCUCAUUCCACCUCCUCCGCAACUGCAUCUUCCGUACCUCUAGACGGUGCCCAAGACGGUGAUGGUGUCCAGGACGGGAUCCGCUACUUUGGCGAGAUGUGUCCCGUCGGCACGGUCGCGCCGGGCUCGAGAGUGAAAAUCUGGGAUGCCCAACGGCGGCGGGUGGUGCGUCGCGGGGAACUCGGGGAGUUGCAUAUCUCGAGCCCGAGUCUGAUUCGGGGGUAUCUCGGCGGGCGCGAGUGGGAGGCCUUUUAUCGCGAUGAUGGCCGAGAUGGCCGAUGGUGGUUCAAGACGGGUGAUGUGGCCAUGGCGGAUCGGGACGGGCUGGUGUUUAUCCUGGGGAGGAAGAAGGACGUGAUGGAACGAGGCGGGGUGUUGGUAGUGCCGGCCGCGAUAGAGAGCUCGAUCGAGGCGUUUACGGGAGCGCAGACCGUCGUCGUCGCGACGCCGCAUCCCGUGCUCGGAUCUGAGCCUUUUGCCGUGCUACACUCGCUCCAACGGAAAACGGAGGCCAGCAUCAGGGCACAUGUAAAAAAAACGCUUGGUGAAAACUACGCUCUCGGGGGGUUGGUCACGCUGGAGCAGCUUGAGCUCGUCGAGUUUCCCCUGAAUGCGACCCACAAGGUCGUCAAGAGUGAGGUGCAAGCUGCUGUGCUGCGGUACUUGGAGAGAGGUCACACUGAAAAAAACGGAUACGAGAAACUCUAG
Molecule: messenger RNA, 2166 nt
Organism: Dichotomopilus funicola
Lineage: Eukaryota; Fungi; Ascomycota; Sordariomycetes; Sordariales; Chaetomiaceae
Exons: 2
Coding region: 1-2166 (721 amino acids)
Source: RefSeq, a predicted model, not a curated record